Messenger RNA from Eucalyptus grandis, 1086 nucleotides. Its product is annotated as probable mannitol dehydrogenase. Gene Ontology annotation, biological process: lignin biosynthetic process. Gene Ontology annotation, molecular function: cinnamyl-alcohol dehydrogenase activity; zinc ion binding. NCBI's taxonomy places the organism in Eukaryota, Viridiplantae, Streptophyta, Magnoliopsida, Myrtales, Myrtaceae. The record is from RefSeq and is a predicted model, not a curated record.
AUGGCAAUGUCGUCAGAGAACGAAUAGCCAGUGAAGGCUUUUGGAUGGGCAGCCAGAGAUUCUUCGGGACAUCUCUCUCCCUUCAAGUUCUCAAGAAGGGCCACCAGAGAAAAAGAUGUGACUUUUAAAGUAUUGUACUGUGGUAUAUGCCAUUCUGAUUUCCACAACGUCAAAAAUGAAAGGAGAAUAACUUCUUAUCCUGUUGUACUUGGGCAUGAGAUUGUUGGUGUGAUCACUAAAGUAGGCACCAAAGUGACAAAAUUCACAAUUGGAGACAAAGUGGGUGUUGAGUGUAUGGUCGGAUCGUGUUGCUCUUGUGCAAAUUGCAAAGACAAUCUUGAAAAUUAUUUCCCCAAGAUGAUCCUAUCCUAUGGUGCAAAGUACUACAAUGGAACCACCACUUAUGGUGGUUACUCAGACAUCAUGGUAUCAGAUGAGCAUUUUGUAAUUAAAAUCCCUGACAACUUGCCUCUUGAUGGUGAUGCUCCGCUCCUUUGUGCUGGGAUUACUGUUUAUAGUCCAUUGGAGUACCAUGGGCUUAAUAAGGCUAGAAUGCACUUAGGGAUUGUUGGGCUUGGUGGGCUUGGGCACAUGGUUGUAAAGAUUGCUAAGGUCAUGGGCCUCAAAGUGACUAUCAUCAGUACCUCACCUAAUAAGAAGAAGGAAGCCGUGGAGCAUUUAGGAGCUGAUGGAUUCUUGAUUAAUGCUAACAUCUUUUAUAAACUGCAAUCUGCAAUGGAUACAGUGGAUGGCAUCAUCGGCACUGUCUUUGUAGUGCAUGCUCUUUUGCUUUUGAUCGGUCUCUUGAAAACUAAUGGCAAGCUUGUCAUGGUGGGUGCACUGGAGAAGCCACUUGAGCUACUUGCUAUGCCACUUCUCAUGGGUAAAAACAUUGGGGAAGGAAGUGCCAUUGGAGGGAUUAAAGAGACACAAGAGAAGAUGGAUUUUGCAGCAAAGCACAACAUAGUCACGGAUAUUGAGGUUAUUCCUAUGGAUUAUGUGAAUAUUGCCAUGGAGCGCUUGUUAAAAGCAGAUGUUAAGUAUCGAUUUGUCAUCAACAUUGCCAAUUCAUUGAAGCCAAUCUAA